CAAAACAACAGCCAGCAGCUCAUAUACAUGGGGAACGCUUCCUUUUCGGAAGGACAUGAUUAUAUCGAUCUCACACCAGAUCCAACCGCCACCGUGAACGUUUCUUCUUCAAACGAAACGGCUCCAAAUGUGGCGUUACAGAACUGCAUAGGAAGGGUCCUCUAUCGCCAGCAGCUCACGAUGUGGCCGGCAAGUUUCACCACCACCUUCACCAUCUUCGUGAAAAACAUCACCACCGUGACGAAUUUCAAUGGCGACGGUAUUGCCUUCAUCAUCGCUUCAAACAACAGAAGCUUUUUACCCAAGAGCUACGGAGCUUUCCUCGGCCUCUUCGACUCAUCCACGAACGGAAACACAACCGACCAGCUUGCCAUCGAAUUCGACACAUUCCAGAACGAAUUCGAUCCGGACAACAAUCAUGUGGGCAUCGACAUCCAGGGCAUCAUAUCCAACGUAACCGCUGGUAUGGGAGACCACGGCAUGGACAUCAAGGCCGGGCGAGCUAUAAAUGUCCGGGUCAACUAUGACGGCUGGGCUAAAUCCCUGCAAAUCUACACGCGCUAUGCUAACAGUGGUUCGGCCUACGCAAGCCUUCUCAACAGCACGGUGGAGCUCGAAAACACUGUUCCAAGAUCGGCGUACGUGGGAUUUUCUGCGGCAACAGGGAAUUCAUACGAGAUACACAGAAUUCUCGACUGGAAUUUCAGUUCCGUGAUGCUGCCGGAAUCUUCUCUGAUUUUGCUUCCGGCGGUAACGGGAACGCACCAAGGAUCGGGCGGCGGGGUCAAACUCGGCAUCUUGGUGGGCUCCAUUACAGUCGGGUUGGUUUUGGUGGGAUUGCUAGCCUUGUGGUUCGUUGCUAAGAGGAUGAAAAGGAAACAACAGGAUACUUUAAUUCCAGGCCGAGGAAGCUUCAGCGAAGAGCUGGCAAUGAUCCAAAACGCGCCUCACCGGUUUUCGUACAGUCAAUUAGCCGCCGCCACUAACAACUUCAGCGAAGCGGAGCUUCUAGGAACCGGUGGGUUCGGAAGCGUGUACAGAGGAAACCUUAAUGCCGGAGGCGACGAAAGGGUGUCGUUGGUGGCGGUGAAGAAAAUCUCUGCCGGUUCAAGACAGGGGGAAAGGGAAUUCAUCUCAGAAAUCAUCACCAUAGGCCGCCUCCGGCACCGGAACUUGGUGCAGCUUCACGGGUGGUGCCACGAGCGUGAUGAGCUUCUCCUGGUCUACGAUUACAUGCCCAACGGAAGCCUGGACAAAUUUCUCUACGACAAAACCAGGGGCCCGCCCUUGAAUUGGCAGCGGCGACACAGGAUUUUGUGCGGCCUGGCCUCGGCUCUACUGUACCUGCACGAAGAAUGGGAACAGAGGGUCAUUCACCGCGACGUGAAGCCCAGCAAUGUGAUGCUCGACCGAGACUUCAACGCUCGCCUGGGGGACUUCGGGCUGGCCCGGCUCAUCGAGCAUGACGAUGCUAAUCCAGCUGUGAGCACCCGAAUGGCGGGUACGCCCGGUUACGUGGCCCCCGAGUGCAGCUACACGGGCAAGGCCACAGCAGAAUCGGACGUCUUCAGUUUUGGGAUCGUGAUGUUGGAGGUUGCCACUGGUAGGCGAGUGGUGGAGCGCAAUUGUCCAUUGACUGAAGGGAAUUUGGUGGAUUGGGUUUGGGGGCUUUAUAGCGAGGGAAGAGUUUUGCAUUGUGUGGAUCCCAAAUUGGAAGGGUCUGAUUAUGAUGAAGAGCAGAUAAGAAGAGUGCUGAUCUUGGGUUUAGCAUGCUCGCAUCCUGAUCCACAGUUACGCCCUUCUGUCAGGCAAGCCCUUCAAGUGCUAAUAAACCCUAAUGAAGAGCUACCGCAGCUGCCUUCCACUAGGCCACUGGCUAUCUAUGUUGUGUUGCCGCCGGUAGGAGCUGUGUUUUCUGAGUCCACGUUGUUUUCGAAUAUGGGUGGAGGUCCCGCAUCGUCUAGUCUCAUAGUUGAAAGUAGCACGGGAUCCAUUACUACAUCUACGCUACGUGAUGGUAGGUAGAGAUGCCUGGGUCGCCUUCCUUUCGUGUCCCUCUUACUCUCCCUUUUUUAAAUCGUGUCGGUUCAUGCUGAGCUUAGCUUUCCUUACGUACUUGUUUAUUAUAUUCCUGGUCUAUGAUAAAUAUACUACGAUUCACUGGGUGUAUGAUUAUAUUCCUUGUCUAUGAUGAAUUGCCCAAUGUUUUUACUUUACUAGGGGAUAUAAAGGGAAAUAGAGAGGGUAA
Molecule: messenger RNA, 2248 nt
Organism: Cryptomeria japonica (Japanese cedar)
Lineage: Eukaryota; Viridiplantae; Streptophyta; Pinopsida; Cupressales; Cupressaceae
Product: L-type lectin-domain containing receptor kinase IX.1
Exons: 1
Coding region: 28-2025 (665 amino acids)
Biological process (GO): protein phosphorylation
Cellular component (GO): plasma membrane
Molecular function (GO): carbohydrate binding; protein kinase activity; ATP binding
Source: RefSeq, a predicted model, not a curated record